GUUUUGAAGAAGUUAAGUUUGCAGCAGAGGGAAAUUCAAAAAUAAUAAUAUGGAAACCUCUCGUUUAGAAGAGCUACGCGACAGUUUUAAAGAUGCCCAAACAGUCAAAUCUAACCUAGAGAGGUUGCUGAAUGAACAGCGGCAAGCCAGAAGAACCCUGGAAACAGCUGCAGAGGAAGCAUCAAACAAACAUAAAAAUGUAAUUGCAGUCCACACAAAAAUAUCAGAGUCUUUAAAAAUAUCUAAGCACAAGACAAACCAGAGUCAGGCAUACUUGGACAGCCUUGAGGCUACUGUAAAAGACAAGAAGAAUCUGCUGCAGAAAAUUGAUCGACAAAUCUCUGAUGAAAAUGAUAACAUGGUGAAAGACAUGCGCAGCUUUGAGGAUGCACUAAGUCAGCUGACAAAGGCCUUGAUCGCAGCAAAACAGCAAUAUUCUGAAGCGAAUCUACAGAAAACAAUUGAGGAAAGACUGGAGGAGUUCAAUAAACUGCAGAAACAAAGUCAAACAGUUUCGAAAGAAUUGGAGGCUGCUGCGAGCUAUUCUCGGAGUCUUGAGGGACGUGAAGUAGGGCCUGAGGGAGACGGGUUGGACAGGCAGGCAGUCUGGACUUUGAUGAACAAGGACCUUGAUUCAACAAGAGCUGAGGUAGCCAAGUUGUCUGAACAGCUUCAAAACCUGAACUGAUCGCUUUUAAGCCUGGUGUGAACAGUUUGUGACCUUGAGUAAAACAUUUUAACAGUCAGUCACAGUAUUAAAUAUAAAUAUUGUCAUCUAGCAUCUCCUUGUGAAAAUACUCUCCAUUUGUUCAGAUUCUUUGAAUGACAAAUCACCAUGCUGUUUGCAGAGAACAAUUUCCGUCAAAUGGUAUUCAACCAUUUUGUUACUAUGUGCUGUUAGUCAAAUGAAGAGUUGUUGUUUAAAAAGUGAAUGUUUUAGGGUUGCUUACCGUAUAAUGUUAUAUUAUGUAUUAAAGAA
This is a messenger RNA of Mya arenaria, 979 nucleotides long. RefSeq lists its product as uncharacterized. The transcript has 9 exons. The record is from RefSeq and is a predicted model, not a curated record. Lineage: Eukaryota; Metazoa; Mollusca; Bivalvia; Myida; Myidae. The coding region runs from base 50 to 688 and encodes 212 amino acids.